GGCGGCAGUCUCCACCCCGCCAUUGAGGUUUACCAUGACGCCCUCACCAACAGCUCCUUCAGAGUCAAGGACGGCUGCUCAAUUGAGCGCGGCGACCCCAUUGUUGCGCUUCCGCUUUCAAAAACGCUUUCAUACCUGAACGCAAUUGGCGGCCAUCCGGAUUUCCCAGAUUUCAGGCAUGAGAGUUUUCGUGGAAACCCCGAGACCGCAGAAUGGUUCCCCGCUGAGUUUCUGAAGGAGACGCCCCCGCAUGUGACUGGUCGUUUCGUUUUGAUGCAGCAGUAUCUCUUGGGACGGGAUUCUGCUUGGUGGCCAUACAUCCGGACACUCCCACAACCGGAACACGUGGGAGGCAUGCUUCCUGCAUUGUGGCCGAAUGAUGAUAUCGAGUUCCUGACGGGGACCAACGCGUAUGUUGCCGUUCAGGAGAUCAAGUCAACGCUGAAGAAGGAAUACAAAGCCGCCAUGAAGCUACUACCCGAAAAGUAUGCCUUUAAGGGCUAUUCCAGGCCAUUGUACCUUUGGUCGUACGGCAUAUUUACGAGCAGGAGCUUUCGACCGUCAUUGAUCAUUCCGGAUGGGGGUUCCUUGGGGCUGUCAUGUGACAUCGACGACUUCUCACUGCUGCUCCCUCUCUAUGAUAUUGGGAAUCACUCGCCGCUGGCAAGAACGACCUGGAGUACCGAUAGAGAGACGCAGAUAUGCAGGCUGCAGGCCGGUCAAUCAUGCGGUCCUGGUGAGCAGGUGUACAACAACUACGGCAUGAAGACGAACGCUGAGCUCCUCCUGGGCUAUGGUUUCGUCCUGGCCGAGACGGAUGACUUCCACAACGAUUACCAUCACAUCAAAACGAAACCAACAGAUGAUGAUGACCUCGCAUCCACUCACCUCGUCUCGCUUCGCCCAAUGAACGACCCCAGCACCGUGACGGGUAGAUCCAGGCAGCAGCUGUUGGACGACACUGAAGUCUUGAGCGAGUUAUCUCAUAUUCAAGAUUCCCUAGUGUUAAACCUCUACGAAGCUAUCGGAAGGGCCACCGGCGUGAUCAAUGAAGUCAGUAUUGAGGACCUGAUGGCGGGCAAAAUCGUGCAAGAGGUCAAGGAUAAGAUCAUCACUGCAUUGGGCUCCAAACUGUCUUUUGACCUGGAAACAUUGGACGAAGUCGAAAUCGUGGGCGAUGAGCUCAAUCCGAAUCAGCAGCUCGCAGUCUUGUAUCGGGAGCAAUGCAGGAAGGUGCUCGAAAAUGCCCUG
Messenger RNA from Pseudomassariella vexata, 1251 nucleotides. RefSeq lists its product as uncharacterized. Gene Ontology annotation, cellular component: nucleus. The record is from RefSeq and is a predicted model, not a curated record. Gene Ontology annotation, biological process: peptidyl-lysine monomethylation. The annotation marks the transcript as partial. NCBI's taxonomy places the organism in Eukaryota, Fungi, Ascomycota, Sordariomycetes, Amphisphaeriales, Pseudomassariaceae. The transcript has a single exon. Gene Ontology annotation, molecular function: protein-lysine N-methyltransferase activity.